AUGGCGCAAGUCGCGGCAGCCAGCAGCGCCGUCGUUGCACCUAGUCCAACGGCUUCUCUGAAGCGCGAUGCCUUCAAUUCGCAGUCUCUUGGUCGCGGGCUGAAUGCCCAUGUCAAACAGUCGAAAGUCCUGCUAGUCGGCGCAGGUGGCAUCGGCUGUGAGCUGCUCAAGAACCUCGUCCUAACCGGCUUCGGCGAGGUCCAUGUGGUCGACCUCGACACAAUCGAUCUCAGCAAUCUUAACCGUCAAUUUCUAUUCAGACAAGAACACAUCAAGAAGUCUAAAGCUUUGGUCGCCAAAGAAGUAGCCGACAAAUUCAACCCCGCGGUCAAGAUCGUCGCCCACCACGCCAACAUCAAAGACGCCCAGUUCGGCAUCGAUUGGUUCGCGAGCUUUACCCUCGUCUUCAACGCCCUCGACAACCUCGAUGCCCGGCGGCACGUCAACAAGAUGUGUCUGGCCGCCGACGUCCCGCUGAUCGAAAGCGGCACGACCGGCUUCAACGGCCAGGUCCAGGUCAUCAAGAAGGGCGUGACAGCAUGCUACGACUGCGCGCCGAAAGAGACGCCCAAGACUUUCCCCGUCUGCACCAUCCGCAGCACACCCAGCCAGCCGAUCCAUUGCAUUGUGUGGGGAAAGAGCUGGCUGUUGAACGAGAUUUUUGGCACGAGCGAGGACGAGUCGGCGUUUGAUCAUUCGGCUGAUGCCGAGAACGCAAAGGAGAUAGAGGAGUUGAAGCGCGAGUCCGAAGCCCUACGCAAGAUCCGCAAUAGUGUCGGGUCCCCCGAGUUCCCGCAGAUGCUCUUCGACAAGGUGUUCAGCACCGACAUCCUGCGCCUGCGGUCCAUGGAGGACAUGUGGAAGACACGCAAGCCUCCAGAGCCGCUGGACUAUGCGACAGUCUACAAACAGGCGGAGGAGAAGGGCGUGCUGGCCAACCGUGAGGCGGUCCUGAAAGACGACCAGCGGGUGUGGACGCUCGAGGAAAACCUCGUCGUGUUUAUCGACAGUCUCGAGCGGUUGAGCAAGCGCGUGCAGGAGAUGCGUGCGGCAGGCGACGCCGAGGCGAUCAUUACCUUCGACAAGGACGACGAGGACACUCUAGACUUUGUCGCGUCCGCGGCGAACAUCCGGUCGACCUUGUUUGGGAUCGACCGCAAAAGCAAGUUUGAUAUCAAGCAGAUGGCCGGGAACAUUAUCCCUGCCAUUGCGACCACAAACGCGAUUGUUGCUGGGUUGUGCGUGUUGGAGGCGUUUAAGGUGCUGCGCGGGGAGUAUGAUAAAGUAAAAGAGGUUUUCUUGACGCCAUUUGCGCCUGCAAGGUUGCUCGCGUCGGAUAAGGCGCGCAUGCCGAACCCGGAGUGUCCCGUUUGUGGCGUUUUCCAGACAAGGGCAUACGUAGAUUUGUCGAGGGCGACGCUGAAUGAUUUGAUUGAGAAUUUUGUCAAGAUGGAGUUGGGCUUUGGGGAGAAGGAGAUCUCGGUCAGCAAUGAGGUCGGCAUUCUUUAUGAUCCGGAUGAGACGGAUAACUUGGAUAAGAAGUUGACUGAUUUGGGCAUCAAGCCCGACUCCUUCCUAACCAUAACCGACGAAGACGACGAAAACCCUUACGUGAAUGUCGUCAUCGCCAUUCAGGAAGCCAAAGAACCACUCGACUCCACGCCCAUCAAGCCUGCCGUACCAAGCGACUCCAUCAAGAUCCCGAUUAAGCCUAAGAAAGCUGCCACUGUGUCACCUCCCCCCUCAGGGCCUGCUAACGGCACGUCUGUGGAAGUGAUGGCCGUGGAUAGUACGGUGUCCGUCCCGACGAAGCGGCCUCGUGAAGAUGACGAGGCUGCUGCGGCGGUAAAGAAGGCGAAGGGUGAUGAGGGCGGGGCGAUUAUGAUUGUGGAUGAUGAUGAGGAUGUUGUGGUUCUAGAUGCCGGGACGGUGAAGAGUGGAAGGGGAGGGGGAAGUGCGGAUGGGGCGAUUGUGAUUGAUGAAGAUUGA
Molecule: messenger RNA, 1989 nt
Organism: Thermochaetoides thermophila DSM 1495
Lineage: Eukaryota; Fungi; Ascomycota; Sordariomycetes; Sordariales; Chaetomiaceae
Product: ubiquitin-activating enzyme-like protein
Exons: 5
Coding region: 1-1989 (662 amino acids)
Biological process (GO): protein sumoylation
Cellular component (GO): SUMO activating enzyme complex; cytoplasm
Molecular function (GO): SUMO activating enzyme activity
Source: RefSeq, a predicted model, not a curated record